Messenger RNA from Rhodamnia argentea, 4235 nucleotides. RefSeq lists its product as uncharacterized. NCBI's taxonomy places the organism in Eukaryota, Viridiplantae, Streptophyta, Magnoliopsida, Myrtales, Myrtaceae. The coding region runs from base 1076 to 3433 and encodes 785 amino acids. The record is from RefSeq and is a predicted model, not a curated record. The transcript is spliced from 4 exons.
UUCAUCCUCUGGUUCCUCUUCCUUGUCUUUCUUGUAGGCGUGGCUGGUCACUCUUUUACACAGGUUCCGUAUUCUGUUCCUGAUUCCCCUGCUGUUCUUGAAUCUUGCUGACCUGACAAGCGGUGAUCUUUAACCUUUUACUGGAGACGCGUAGAUUGAUUCGUUAAUGAUCCUGUACGUCAGGCAUCCAUGCCCUUCCUCGACCCAGCUUAGGGCAUGCUGAAAAAGUUGUGACCUUUGAUAAGCAAAACGAAGCCCGCGGUUCGGCUUCUUUUCUUCUUCUUCUUCUUCUUUUCUUGAAAUUCGCCUGAGAAAAAGAAUAAAUUGGUAAUGGAGGUCUGGCCAUGGUGGCUUUGAGAACUCGAAACUCGACAUCAACCAACUGCUCCUUUUAUUCGGUGUUGCUUGUUACUCUUUUGAAGGUUUUGUAUUCUGGUUCUGAUUCUCUGGCUCUUCUUGAAUCUUUGUGACAGACAAGGAUUGAUCUUUAACCUUUACUAGAGACAUGUCAGUCGGUUCGUACAUCCAUGCGCUUCCUCAACGAGCUUAGGGAAUAUUGAAAUGUUGUGACUUUUGACAAGAAAAACGAAGCCCCUGUUUGGCCUUUUUUUUUUUUUGGAGGGAUUUGCGUGAGGAAAAGAAUAAGUUGGUAAUUGAGGUCUGGACACGGUGGCUGUGAUAACUCGAAACUCGAUAUCAAGCAACUGCUCCUAUUAUUAGGCGUCGCUUGUCACUAUUUCGCUGUGUAUUCUGGUUCCAAUUCUCCUGUUCUUCUUGAAUCUUUCUGACCGGACAAGAGUUUAUCUUUAAAUCUUUACCAUAGAGACAGGUCAAUUGGUUCGUUAAUGGUCCAGUAAGUCGCACAUCCAUACACUUCCUCGACAAGCUUAGGGCAUGUUCAAUUGUUGCGACUUUUGACAAGAAAAACGAAGCCCAGUCUUGGCUUUUCUUUCGCGAUUCAUGUGAGGAAAAGAAUAAAAUGGUAAUGGAGGUCUGGACGUGGUGGCUUUGAGAACUUGAAACUUGACAUCAAGCAACUGCUCCUGCUUUCAGGUUUUGUGUAGGCAGGGGGGGAAUGGACUGCAAUAAAGAUGAGGCUACAAGGGCAAAAGAAAUUGCAGAGACGAAGUUCAUGGCAAGGGACAUAGCAGGGGCCAAAAAGUUUGCUUUGAAGGCUCAAAGUCUUUAUCCGGGACUGGAAGGCAUGACCCAAAUGUUAGCAACACUUGAUGUGUAUGUUUCUGCAGAGAACAAAGUCAGUGGGGAGCCAGAUUGGUACGGUGUUCUCGGUGUGGAUCCGACAGCUGAUGAAGAGAUGGUGCGGAGACAAUAUAGGAAGCUUGCUCUCAUGCUGCAUCCUGAUAAGAACAAGUCUAUUGGAGCAGAAGGGGCUUUUAAACUGAUAUCACAGGCCUGGAGUUUGCUAUCAGAUAAGGUUAAGAGGGUAGCAUACGACCAGAAGAGAUUUGUAAGGACCUUCCAAAAGGUUCCUAAAUCGACCGGAGCUUCAUCAGCAACCCCAAGGGCCAAUAGUUUUUAUAAUUUCGAUAAGACCCCGAAUGCAACUUCUACAACGAAUACGACUGCGAAGAGUCAUAGGACUACGGAUCGACCACGGCACUCUUCCCAGAAGACAAAGCCAAGUACAUUUUGGACAGUUUGUCACCGCUGCAAAAUGCAAUAUGAGUAUCUUAGAGUUUACCUCAAUCACAACCUGCUAUGUCCCAACUGCCAGAAGCCCUUUUUUGCAAUAGAAAUAGCUCCACCAUCAUCUGAUAGAACUACGUCGGCUACCCCCUGGAACUUUUCCCAGCAGCAGCAGUCUGCAAAUCAUCAAGUGAGUAGCAAGGACACAAUGAACUCAGGAAGGAGUAAUGCGCCUUCUUCCGAUACUGGAGUGGGGGGAUUCAGUGGUCAUGAUUCAUACAUGCAAAACAACUUUCACUGGAGUCCAUUCUCAAAAACAAGUAGUGCAUCAACAGCCGCUCAAGCUGCAAGUGUGGUGCAACAGGCAUAUGAGAAAGUGAAGAGAGAGCGAGAGGAGGCUCAGGCAGCGACAAAAAGAGAAGAGGCUCUUCGAAGGAAGCAAGCCUCCAGAAAGAACAGCGGCAUGUCAUCGACUGGUUACACUGGUGGUGUGAAGAGAAGGAGAGGUAUGGAUGAUCUCGGUGGCAGCGACCAUGGGAGGGACGUUGCCAAUCAAAUGGGAAUGGCGAGUGGUGGUGUGGGUGCAGCUUUUUCCAAACAAGCAAACUUUGGAGCAGUUUCUGUUAAUGGCAUCACAAGGCGUAAUGUUAUAAGGGAAAUGACUGAGCUUCAAGUUCAGAAAACACUGAUUAUGAAGGCCCGGAGAGAAGUUGGCAAGAACCUAGAUGAAUUGAGAUCAGCAACUAUAGCUAAAACUGCAGGCAAGGGGAAGAGGAGUGGGAAGGAUGAUAACACUAAUGAGUCAGUGGGAAAAGUUCCUGUAGAUGGUGGCACUAAUGAUAAAACCAAGUCGAGAGAGUCUGUGGAUUCGAAGAAAGAAUAUUCUGCCGCUAAGUCCUUUCCAGGCAUUCUUAGUACAGAUGCUGGAACUUCGCAGAUGCUGUCAAUGACUGUCCUGGAUCCUGAUUUCCAUGAUUUCGAUAAAGACCGAACAGAAAAAUCAUUUAGAGAAAACCAUGUUUGGGCAGUGUAUGAUGAUGAUGAUGGGAUGCCUAGAUUUUAUGCCCUGAUUCAGAAAGUGAUUUCCUUAAAUCCAUUUAAGAUGCGUAUUAGCUGGCUUAAUUCCAAGACUAACAGUGAAUUAGGCCCCUUAAAUUGGGUUGCUUCUGGUUUCUCAAAAACUUGUGGAGAUUUCAGAGUGGGAAAAUACGAGAUUUAUGACUCACUAAAUGCCUUCUCUCACAAGGUCCGGUGGGCCAAAGGUGUGCGUGGUGUUAUUCGCAUAUUUCCAAGAAAAGGUGAUGUAUGGGCUCUCUAUAGAAAUUGGUCCCCCAAUUGGAACGAGCUGACUGCAGAUGACAUGAUACAUAAGUAUGACAUGGUGGAGGUGCUAGAAGACUAUGAUGAAGAACAAGGCGUGCUCGUCAUCCCAUUGGUGAAAGUUGCCAGAUUCAGGGCAGUGUUUCAUCGGCAUCUGGACCUCAGGGAAAUCAGAAGGAUUCCAAGAGAAGAGAUGUUCCGAUUUUCACACCAGGUUCCCUCAUGCAUGCUUACUGGACAAGAAGCUCCCAAUUCUCCCAAGGGAUGCCUUGAACUGGACCCCGCCGCCACCCCCUUGGACCUUCUUCAGGUUAUAGAAGAUGUAAAAGCGGAAGAUAUUGAAGAGAACGACGAAAGAGAAACUUCUCAUACGGAGACAUCUGAAGCUGAAAGAACUGUAGAACCUGUUCUUAGUGCUGUGGAUGCUCAGGAGGUAGCAACUAUGGAGAUUAGACAGACUACCUGACGAGUGGCAUAAAGACUUGCUUGUUUUUUCCGUGAACCAUGUACCAGGGCGCUAUGUCGUUUGAUCUGAUGUGCAUACAAAGUAAGUGCUCAAAUUGAGUUACUUGCUUCCUUGACCAAUUACAAGCAAAGAACUACCGUAACUGACUGCAGUCGUACCCGGAGGUGCAGAACUGUCUUUUAGUGACCCCAGCUCCUAAACUAUGAGCCACUUGGUUUUAGUUUAGUUGGGGUGAUCUGUGUCCAUUCACUUACUCAUGGGAAGCUCAGUGGGUGGGUUUUCUCAAAUUCAGUUUUUCAGAAUGGAGUAAGAUUGAUAUCUUCCUUCAAAGCCUUCAUAUUUCAGCAGGCAUAUCUUGUUGGAGCUGGUCUUUUACUCUAGCUGUUUACAAUGCGUGUAUACAUCUGCUCAACAAGCCAAGUGUAUCUAAAUUUUCCCCUUUUUUUGGGAUAGGCAAGAUAGGGGAGGGGAAAGAGACGAAUUGAACUCGAGAUCUCUUGAAUCUUGGUAAGUGUGGACCAAGAAUAGGCCAAGCCAUUGUUUCUGUGUAUUUUAGAGAUGUUGUGACUAGAAAAAGGAAUGCAGUCAACGAGGCAUGGUGUCUGAAUGCCGAUUACUUGUGUCUCCAGUGUUAGGGAAUGCGGAAAUCGUCUCCUUCGUUUCUGUUUUGCAUCCACAAGAGAACAUCUCAGUGGGACAGCAAUUUCUUUUAUCUCAUGUACAGUCUCUUCUUCCGAAAGCCUUUGAACUGUGUCUACAUGUACUUGCAUUUAUGAUCUGGCAGUGGUCCACUUGUUGGUUU